AGUUCUGAUUAUGCUGGGUCUAUAGAAUGGAAAAUUCGUGUGUCAUUUGAAGUCGAGCCGUCGACGCGAACGCACGUAAAAAUGGCUUACAUAUUUGGGGCUAUAUUGCCCUGCUUCAUGCUUAUGAAUUUAGCAAUGGCAAAACUCACUGUGUUUACUGAUAUUGCAAACGAUAAAAUAGUUAAAAGUGUUGUGGAAUAUAAUUCAUUUAAGUUUGACAAUGUGAUUGGUGAUUUAAGUAAAAUUUCUGCGUUAAACGGUGUACUUAGAGCUGUUGGAAGUUCAAGGCAGAAGCGAUCCAUAAUGCAGUCUUUCCAAAAUUGUCCCAGUGAUACCGUUCUGGUCUUCGGCACCUGUUACAAGUUUGAAGUGUAUGAGAAGAUGCUGAAUGAAAGUGUAUACCUGUAAUUGCUGACAACAUACUCGUAAUACGAUGAGGAUCUUAAAAUACGGACUUUGGCAAUCAAGACAACGACUCAAGAUACUUAAAUUCCUAUUAAACUUAAGUACUAAAUAUUUAUUUAUUUAUUUAGUCUUCAUCACAAAAAAAACAGUGAAUGGUGGACUUAAUGCCUAAGUUUUUAUGUUGUUUAUUGUUUAAAUAUUGUUAAUUGGAUUUUCUCCUCUGUCGUGGGUGCGUUUACAAAUAUACAAUUUCACAUGCA
This is a messenger RNA of Spodoptera frugiperda (fall armyworm), 665 nucleotides long. RefSeq lists its product as uncharacterized. Bases 82 to 408 code for a protein of 108 amino acids. The transcript is spliced from 2 exons. The record is from RefSeq and is a predicted model, not a curated record. Lineage: Eukaryota; Metazoa; Arthropoda; Insecta; Lepidoptera; Noctuidae.